Messenger RNA from Maniola jurtina (meadow brown), 756 nucleotides. RefSeq names its product serotriflin-like. The transcript is spliced from 5 exons. NCBI's taxonomy places the organism in Eukaryota, Metazoa, Arthropoda, Insecta, Lepidoptera, Nymphalidae. Gene Ontology annotation, cellular component: extracellular region. The coding region runs from base 1 to 756 and encodes 251 amino acids. The record is from RefSeq and is a predicted model, not a curated record.
AUGAUAUCUGGUAGCCCAGUUUUUCGGCUGCAUACUUACCUAAGCCAAAUUGCUAUUUCAGACCACCAUUAUGUUUCAGAAGAUAGUGUAAGUCCUGUAGAUCCCGAAGUAAGGCGUAAAAUAGUAUUCUAUCAUAAUGAUUUUCGGACUAAAGUACAACCAACAUCUUCAAACAUGUUAUUAAUGACAUGGCAUUCUGGCGCUGCUAAAAAGGCUCAAGCAUACGCAGAAAAGUGUAUUUUCUUAAAGCACAAUGAUCCCAAAGAAAGGUCUGUGCCUGAUCUGGACACAUGUGGACAAAAUAUCUUUGUAUCAUCGGCUAAAAAAUCCUGGUUCUCUGCCAUAAACUCUUGGUACCUUGAGCAUCAAAAUUUCACGUAUGGAUCACCAGUUCGCGAUUUCGGCGCAGUGGGGCAUUACACGCAAAUGGUUUGGGCCACGAGUCACAGGGUUGGCUGUGGCGUAGCUCACUGUGAUGGAGGACCAUGGAGACAAUUUUAUAACUUCAUAUGCCAUUACUGUCCAGGAGGGAACAUCGCCGGUAAGAUCGAGUUUCCAUACAAAGUAGGAGAGCCAUGCGGUGACUGUCCAAACAAUUGUGUCAAUGGUGGUCUUUGCACAAACAGCUGUCCUGUCGUAGAUCUCUAUUCAAACUGCGAUUACUUGGCCAAAAUACCUGGCUAUUGUAGCAAAGGGACUUGUAAAGCGUCCUGUGAGUGCGGUAAUAAGAAAAUAUAUAAAAAUUAUCCUUGGUAA